AUGACGGACACGAACGCAUCUACUAGACUUCACAUCUCUCCAUUCACACCGGAUAUUCUCCCGUCGGUGCUGCCACCAUCACUGCGAAGCUCGGCCUCCGAUAUUUCAUUCCACACCAUUCCCACCUUCCCCGAGAACAACUACGGAUACGUCACAUUGCCUGCCAUGGAAGCAGAGAAAAUAAAGAAGAAGUUGAAUGGCUCGAUCCUCAAAGGCAAGAAGUUCAAAGUCGAAACAGCCCGCCCGCAAAAACGACAGCCAAAGGAAGAAGAUGUGCCUGAGACUACCCGCGAUACACACAAACCGUCCAAGAAGCGCAAGGCCCAAGAUGAGGUAUUGGAUGGCUAUGAGAUGCCGUCGGACCGGAAAGUGAAGAGAGGCUGGACCGAGUCGACCACUGCCAAGAAAGACAGACGGAAAUCUGAAAAGAAGACGGAGCAGGACAAGAAGGCAAAGGCUCCACCCAAAUCCAAGUACACCGAGAAGGCCGAGUGUCUGUUCCGCACGACCGUUCCACCCAACCGCUCCUCAGAAGGAGUAGCCGACGAGAAGAAAGCCAAAAAAAAGAAGUCCGCGCAGGAAUCAGUCGUCCAUGAGUUUUCAAAGACUGUGACUCACCCAAGCUUUCUUCGCUCUGCGGAGGAGAGUGCACCACCAACGGCAACGUUUGAGGAUGGAAAAGGCUGGGUGGACGUUGAGGGCCAGAUGAAAGAGGCUAGCAGCGAGAAAGCCCGAAAGGAUGAUUUCCGACCCGGCAAAGUCGCAGGGGCUAAAGAGAAGCGACAAGUCCGCAAGGAAUCGGCACUCAAAGAGUCGAGCGGCGCAAAAGGCACCAAAAAAUCCUCAUCAAAAAGAGAAACCCCAGAAGAGUCAUCCGCCGAGUCAGAAGACUGGACCUCGUCCAGUGGCUCAUCGUCUGAAAGCUCUGACUCGGACUCUGACUCUGGGGGUGAGAGUGAAGGUAUUUCCAGUUCAUCGGAUGACUCGUCUGCAUCUUCCGCCAAGGAGUUGAACCCUCAGGCACCUUUUAAAGAAACGAAGCCGGAAGACGCAGUCCCAGAGAGUGCGAGCCGACAAGCACAAGUUAUAGACAGUGAGCCCGUUCAGGAUGCGAAGGAUUCUUCUGCCCAAGAAGUUCAUCCGUUAGAGGCGCUCUUCAAGCGAUCUGCCCCGGCGGAGUCAAAAAGCCAUUCUGCAUCAGAAAAUGCUGGAUUUAGCUUUUUUGGCAACGAAGACCUUGAGUCAGAGGACGAGCCCCAGACGCCAUUCACUACGAAGGAUUUGCAGAACCGGGGCUUGCGGAGCGCGGCACCCACGCCGGACACGGCAAUGGUGAAUCGACGCAUGAAAUGGACAGAGGAAGAAGAAGAAUACGACGAUGAUGAAGAAUCAUCCAUUGAUACCCCGGUUUCCAAGCGUCGAGAGCCCGACAAUGCCCCGGAGGAAACCGAAUUUGCCAAAUGGUUCUGGGAACACCGGGGCGAGAAUAAUCGGGCGUGGAAGAAGCGGCGGCGCGAUGCAGCCAAGGAGCAGAGACAGCGUGAGAACCGAAAGAAGGGAUUGAAGGGCAAUACUAUCAUUCCCCUUGAACCCGCCGACCCCGAAGCCUCCUCUCCGCCGUUUGAUGAUGUCCUGCAGCGCGCCGAGCGUGGUUUCGGUAGUUCUGAGGGGGAAGAGACAUACAACCUGCACCGACGAGGAUCACAGUAUCAAGCUCGGAGCUGCAAUGACUGCACCCGCAAGUUUUGCCUAAACUAUGAUCUACCCAUGUGCAAACGCGCCAAGGAGGAUGAUGUGUUCACGUCUUGUUUUCAGCGAGAUUCUCGAAAAGAUGAGGUGGUAGUGUUUCUCUUUAUCUUUGCUACGGGUGGGCUUCUUGGCUGGGCUGUUUUCAAGCCCUGGGUGGAGAGGUAUAUGGAGGCUGCACGAGAGCGGAGGUCCUACAUGCCUGUUGCAGAGACAGGCUAA
Messenger RNA from Penicillium alfredii, 1968 nucleotides. RefSeq lists its product as uncharacterized. Lineage: Eukaryota; Fungi; Ascomycota; Eurotiomycetes; Eurotiales; Aspergillaceae. The coding region runs from base 1 to 1968 and encodes 655 amino acids. The transcript has 4 exons. The record is from RefSeq and is a predicted model, not a curated record.